AUGAGGUGCACCAGCGUGGCUAUCCUUUCUUCUGCACUCCUGGCGAGCAGUUCCGACGACCAGUGUGCCAUGCAGCUGGGGAACACAUUGGCGAACAGCAAGGCCAACAAGUCCGAUGCGGAGGACUUCGUGAACCGCAUGGUGCAACAGUUCCUAAACUACCCUGUUCCGGCAGUCAACGCCGAUGUCUCAGUGAGCCGACCACUCGUCUUCAUGCACCAGUACCGGGCAGGCGGCACAACCCUGCGCAAGCUUCUGUAUAACGUCUCCAUCAACGCAGGUCUGAAGCCUCACAUUGCUUGCUCCGGUGGCGUGGAUUGUCGAGAGUUCCACAUCUCAGAGGCUAGCUCUUCUGUGUACGGAGGGCACUUUUGCUGGCACCAGACCUUGCACCGACUCGGAGAGGACAAGCAGCCUUCUUGCCUUACGAACUUCCGUGACCCUGAGGCUCGCCUCAUAUCCUGCUACACGGAUCGACUUGUCAAAACCAAGAGGGUGGCCCCCUGGUGCAUGAGUAAGCUGGCCCCAGAGAAGCUUCGGUCCAUGCUGGUGAAUUAUGGCUGCGUUGGGGCAGUGUGGCCUGAUCUCAAGGGUGGCAACAAGGUCUGGAAUGCUACACUGGAGACCUUGGGGCAGUGCGUCCCCAUCCUGGUAGACCAGCACGACACCUUCAAGGCUGCGGUCAACACCUUCCCGCAGUUCAAGACCGUUUUCUGGGCCCUCAAGAACCUGACGCUGAAUCAGAAUGCCUACGCCCCGAACUGCCACAUCCCGGACACUCACCGCCAGGUAGGCCGUCCGAAACACUGGGUGCCCAGUGUCAGUAUGAACGAACUGCUUGGCACCCGAGUCGCUGUCAUCAAGGAACUCGCGGAACCGGAAUCGCUUCUGUACGCGGCUGCCAAGCAGCGCGCCCUGCGCAUCCAGUUGUCUUCCUGCUACUCCCACCCUUACGCCGCCUCCUCCAUGAACAAGAGCACCUUCUACCACUCACUCCUCUCACUCCUGCUCUACAACCAGUGCGGCAACCCUUUGUCCCUGGACCUUCGCAUUUGCCAAGCCGUGCUCCCUUUUUACCCAUGCCAUGCAGACAUCUUGGGGCGCGAAAGGCCAGUGCUGGACACCCAGGGCCUGCGGCGCAUCCUUGGCGACGUGGCUAAGGAGGCGGUCACAGAGAUCUCCCGCGGAGAUCUCUGCAUGCGGCACCUACUGCGAAGUCUAGGCACGGAGCUCAGGAAUGUGGAGGGCCUAGGAAGCGGCCAGCAGUUGCAGCCGUUCCCUCUGCCGGAGGCUGCCCAAGCGCGAAAGCUCCCCAUGACAAUCCGCCAGUUGCGAGAUGUCUCUUGGCCUGAAGACUCGUUGAGGUACGAGAAUAGGAGCUGGACGAGCAUGACGAGCGUGCCAUCAAACAACGGAACAGCUUCAACAGGCAUUUUCUCCUGCAAUGUGAACAAGGGCACAUGCCUCGAAACCCUGCACAGUCGUCUGGCACAGAGCUUGCUGAAGGCCCUGACCACCCUGGGGGUUGGGACCAGCGCUUGCUGCUCCUUGGGCCACGGCAUGGAUCGCGUUCCGCUGCCCAGCCUGGCCAGGGCUCCAGAAACCUUGGGUCACUUCUGCCACCGCUGCAAGCGCACCGCCGACGAUCUCCUGUGCUCUGCCGGCCAGGAGGCGCCCUACGAGCCUUGGUGGAAGUGCCGUACCUGUGAGGCCAAAAGCCGCUGCUUCCUCCUCUGCGCAGAGUGCGGACGCUGUGCGCAGGGCAGCGCUACCGAGGCACUCCUGUCGAAGCCAGUGACCCAGAGCUGGAAUAACUGCAUGCAGCUGCUACGUGAGUUUCUCAGUCCUUCGGAGUACGUGCAUCGGGCAUCAGAGACGGGAUCAGCUUGUGACGGGCUCACGGUGGAGGCGGCAGAGACAGGAGAUGCAUCUGGGACAGCUGAAAGCGAAAUCAAAUGGCUCGAAGUGGUCAACCAGGACUCGUCGGCCCUGACUUCUGAGAUGGAGCUUCCGAGCAGCAAGAGCCAGAGGUGUGAUAGCGCCAGGUCUGGUAGCCAAAGGUCUGGCAGUGGAAGCGUCAGCAAGGUCAAGUCUCCCCAACACCUGCCAGGUCCCGACAACUGCCAGCGAGUGGACAAUGCAAGCGGCGUAAGAACCCCACAAAGCCCUGACGCCCUGCCCAGCGAAGGGGCCGAACAAGUGGACGAGCAAUUGCACGAGGCCGCUCCAAGCCCAGAGACCGUUCCACCUGUUCCGAGUGCUUCAUCGGAAAAGAGCGUGCCGCAACCAGAUCCAGAAGCUGGUCCAGAUACGCCUGAUGCGGGGGAGAGCGAUGGUCAGUCGGGUUCUGCCGAGGCUCGAUUUCAAUUUCCGGCAACCUUCCUGACCUGCCCAGACGAUGCCAGCGUGGUGAGCAGUGUCUCUGUGGAGGAUCCACAGGCCGAGCCAAUGCCGGAGCCACGGGAGACGUUGGACCCAACCCGCCCUUUGGGCCUGGACCUCUUCGUGAAGCCGGGCGAUCUUUGGCCAGGUCCUCGGUUUGACUUGAAACAGACGCCACGACCCAUGGCGGCUCCCGCGAAAGAGUCGGAGCAGCGAUGGGUCCUCGAUUUACCAAAGACGCCUGUGGUAGAGCGAAGGACGUUCACCAAGAAGGCGAAGCUUCCUGUUGGACCUGGCUUGGAGAAGGCCUGCACAGGGUUUAGGGUUUAA
This is a messenger RNA of Symbiodinium natans, 2712 nucleotides long. NCBI's taxonomy places the organism in Eukaryota, Dinophyceae, Suessiales, Symbiodiniaceae. The record is from the annotation of a GenBank genome assembly.